AUGUGGUCCACCCAGACAUACACAAUCGACCAAAUGACCCCCGUCUGGAUCUUCCCCGCCUACCCCCUUCUCAUCAUCGGACCCUUCGCCGGCGAGCUCUCUGCCCAUAUCGCAGGUGACAAGGCGCUGGGUGUCAUCGUCGCCGGCUGGGUCUUCCAAGGCAUAGGAUUCCUGGUUUCACUGAUGAUCUACGCUUCCUUCAUCUACCGCCUGAUGACCCAGAAGCUGCCGCGCGAAAGCUUAAGGCCUGGUAUGUUCAUCAGCGUCGGGCCGUCCGGCUUCACGAUUGCUGGGGUGUGCAGUAUGGGACAGGUACUGCCAAGGGUGGUUACGGAUGAUUUUAUGGACGAUGGGUAUCUUGCGGGUCAGAUUGGGAAGAUCGGCUCCGCGUGGUUUGGGCUCUGGUUAUGGGGUCUGGCGUUCUGGUUCUUCAUCGUGUCGGUCGGUGCGCACUGGUCGUGUGUUCGCGAUGGACGGAUGACCUUUGCCAUGACGUGGUACUCGUUCAUCUUCCCGAAUACUGCCCUCACAACCGCCACCUUCGCCAUCGGCCACGCACUCAACAGCCACUCAAUAAAAGUGGUCGGCUGCGUGAUGACCUGCCUCCUGGUUACAGGCUGGUUCAUGGUCUUCGCCAUGAUGAUCCGAGCCGUAAUACUCAAAGACAUAUUAUGGCCACAGAAGCAGGAAGACCGUGCUGAGGGUGGCUGGAAGACGCACCCCGACGAGAAGCAAGCCUGCGACACGCGGAGCUGCGGGCCAGAAGAGGCUACCACGUCGGCGUUAGAGGGACAUGAGCCCGAUUUCGACCAGAGCGAAGGUCAGCCGGAAUCUGCGUCGGCGCCUGGUCAGCUUCCAGCAGAGCCUGGUGCUACUUUACCUCCUAUUUCGGAGACAUUUAUCGAUGAACCUAUACGUAGCAGAGGGCCUAAGCCGCUCGAUAGCAUGGUCUGA
Messenger RNA from Saxophila tyrrhenica, 954 nucleotides. RefSeq lists its product as uncharacterized. Gene Ontology annotation, cellular component: membrane. The record is from RefSeq and is a predicted model, not a curated record. Gene Ontology annotation, molecular function: malate transmembrane transporter activity. NCBI's taxonomy places the organism in Eukaryota, Fungi, Ascomycota, Dothideomycetes, Mycosphaerellales, Extremaceae. Gene Ontology annotation, biological process: malate transmembrane transport. The transcript has 2 exons. The coding region runs from base 1 to 954 and encodes 317 amino acids.